GAAGGACGAAUACCGCAGUGCGAAGUCCGGUACGAAAGGACAAGGGGAAUACUCAACCAGCUAGGUUGGAUUCGCAGAGCACAAGAGGCAGCGUAGAGACCAAGUUGACAUGGUGCCAAUAUUGCCAAGGACGCCUGAGUGAUUCCCAGUAGGGUGGGUCUUGGACCCAGAUUACGCUGUGUCGGUGGAGAUGGGACAUGAUGAUUGGCAGGACUGUCUAAAUGAACCAGAUCAGCAGCCGAAGUGUAGUUCUAACAACCUCAGUGCACGAAGUCAAUAGAAGGACGCAGAGCCGAAGCAAUAAGUCGUUAGCCAAAGCCUGCGUCAGCGACAAUCGACACAAUGAUGGUAUGCAUAGAGGUGUUGGCGUUGAGUCCAUUGCAAUUGCAAAUCGCGAACGCAUUCACGAGGUCAAUUUGGAUGAGCCGCGCAUGAGCUUUCGCCAAGUCGGGGCGGCACGCAGUAUGGAGUGCAAUGAGACGUCUCGAAUGGCUGAAGCUCUCCGUCGUCGAGGGUGGAUAAUGGUACUGCCACUACCCGUCGUCGACCUGGGUAGAUGCCAUCGCACUGAGGAGCAACUGUUUCGAUGCAUCGUCAAGUCCAAGAGACAAGAACAUAGCCACCCGCUGAACACAGGGCUAUCCCCAAGAAAACAGCGGACGGCGGCGAGCACGCGCUGUCGUCCGAUAUCGUCGUCGGCAUAGUCUGGUACGAUCCGUCGAGCUCGAGAGACCGAUCGGUCGUGGCGGGAGGAAGGGGAGGGAGGAGGAUGGCGAGGAGGAGGGUGCAGUAUAUGACUGUCACCGUUCUUUUGUCUUGCGGGAGCGC
This is a messenger RNA of Fomitopsis serialis, 828 nucleotides long. RefSeq lists its product as uncharacterized. The record is from RefSeq and is a predicted model, not a curated record. The coding region runs from base 222 to 704 and encodes 160 amino acids. The transcript is spliced from 3 exons. NCBI's taxonomy places the organism in Eukaryota, Fungi, Basidiomycota, Agaricomycetes, Polyporales, Fomitopsidaceae.